Messenger RNA from Phaethon lepturus (White-tailed tropicbird), 1567 nucleotides. RefSeq names its product zinc finger, DHHC-type containing 3 (gene ZDHHC3). The record is from RefSeq and is a predicted model, not a curated record. The transcript is spliced from 7 exons. Gene Ontology annotation, biological process: peptidyl-L-cysteine S-palmitoylation; protein targeting to membrane. Lineage: Eukaryota; Metazoa; Chordata; Aves; Phaethontiformes; Phaethontidae. Gene Ontology annotation, cellular component: Golgi apparatus; endoplasmic reticulum. Bases 1 to 984 code for a protein of 327 amino acids. Gene Ontology annotation, molecular function: protein-cysteine S-palmitoyltransferase activity.
AUGAUGAUUACGCCAGUCCACCGCUUCAGAGAUAUUGAAAGGAAACCUGAAUACCUCCAGCCAGAAAAGUGUGUUCCACCUCCUAGCCACGCUUCCCUGGGAACAAUGUGGUUUAUUCGAGAUGGCUGUGGUAUUGCAUGUGCUGUCGUUACCUGGAUGCUGGUGUUCUAUGCCGACUUUGUAGUCCUUCUUGUCAUGCUAGUUCCAUCGAGAGAUUAUGUUUAUAGUGUCAUCAAUGGCACACUGUUCAACACAUUGGCUUUCCUCGCUUUGGCUUCACAUUUUCGUGCUAUGCUGACAGAUCCAGGUGCUGUACCCAAAGGUAAUGCCACAAAGGAAUUCAUCGAGAGUUUACAGCUAAAGCCAGGACAGGUGGUUUACAAGUGCCCAAAGUGUUGUAGCAUCAAACCUGACAGAGCACAUCACUGCAGUGUUUGCAAGAGGUGUAUUCGGAAAAUGGACCAUCACUGCCCAUGGGUCAAUAACUGUGUAGGAGAGAAUAACCAGAAGUACUUUGUACUGUUUACAAUGUAUAUAGCACUGAUUUCUCUGCAUGCUCUAAUCAUGGUGGGAUUUCACUUCUUGUAUUGCUUUGAAGAAGACUGGACAAGUUAUGGCUUAGAGCACAGAUGUUUUGCAGCUGCUGCAUUAUCUGAUCUCUCCCCUUCCAACUCCCAUUGUUUUGUCUUCACAGAAUGCAGUUCCUUCUCUCCACCAACUACAGUGAUUCUUCUCAUCCUCUUGUGUUUUGAGGCUCUCCUAUUUCUCAUCUUCACCUCGGUUAUGUUUGGGACCCAAGUACACUCCAUCUGCACUGAUGAAACGGGAAUAGAACAGUUGAAAAAGGAAGAGAGAAGAUGGGCUAAAAAAACAAAAUGGAUGAACAUGAAAGCAGUAUUUGGCCAUCCGUUCUCUAUAGCAUGGCUUAGCCCAUUCGCAACACCAGACCAAGGAAAAGCAGACCCGUACCAGUAUGUGGUCUGAGGAAUUCUUGACCAGCAUUUCCACUAAAAUAGAAACAUAUUACAGCACUACUGUUAGAAAUUUUCCAUGAAUGUUUAAAACAAAAAGCAAAACAAACUUUUUUAUGUCUAUUAAAUGGCUGAUAAUUGCAGAGAAAAAAAAGCCCUGUAUUCCACAAUUUUAGAUAAUUCUGUAUCUCUGGCUGAAAUUGCUGCUGCUUUUCUUUUUUUUUUCUUUUCUUUUUUUUUUAAUCAUGUUAACUUUACUGGCCUUUGUUUCUCUCUGCUUUCUGUAUGGCGUAACUAAUGUGAAGGGGAUCCUCUUUGUUGUGACCCACCUUUUCUGAGUAUAUUCUCAUGCUGUCUCCUGACUGUGAUGAGCUCUGUGGAAGACAUACGAGUGCCAACAGCUCUACACAGACACCUUUGGACUUCCUGAGGGAGCACAUUGCUCUUUCAUAAGUGAACUUGAGCGGGGAAGCAGACACUUCACUUACCAAAAGGUGCAAGACAAGAAUGCAACACAGCAAGAGAGCCAGUUGACCUGGUGAUCGCAUACAAAGUACUUAAACAUUGCCAACACCAGUUCCCACCCCACCUGCCUU